Cucurbitaria berberidis CBS 394.84 is the source of this 1757-nucleotide messenger RNA. Its product is annotated as Septin. Gene Ontology annotation, molecular function: GTP binding; GTPase activity; molecular adaptor activity. The transcript is spliced from 7 exons. The record is from RefSeq and is a predicted model, not a curated record. Gene Ontology annotation, cellular component: septin ring; microtubule cytoskeleton; cell division site. Gene Ontology annotation, biological process: cytoskeleton-dependent cytokinesis. Bases 119 to 1264 code for a protein of 381 amino acids. Lineage: Eukaryota; Fungi; Ascomycota; Dothideomycetes; Pleosporales; Cucurbitariaceae.
AUCUCCCCAUACACCACCAGCAGUACUCGCAGUUGACUGACAGCUGGACCGCCCCCGCAUCUCCGAACACAUCAUCUACCCCCAUAGACAGCCCGCAGCUGCACCCCAACACCACACAAUGGCCGAGUCAGCGUCCCCAAUUGGCAUUGCCAAUUUGCCCAACCAGAGGCACAAGAUUGUCGCGAAGCGCGGUGCUGCCUUCACGAUUAUGGUUGCUGGCGAGUCUGGCCUCGGAAAGACGACUUUCAUCAACACGCUCUUCUCCACUACCAUUAAGAACUAUGCCGACCACAAGCGACGACACCACAAGCAGAUGGACAAGACAGUCGAGAUCGAAAUCACAAAGGCUGAGCUCGAGGAGAAGUUCUUCAAGGUACGCCUCACCGUCAUCGACACUCCUGGCUUCGGCGACUACGUCAACAACCGCGACUCGUGGCAGCCCAUUAUCGAGUUUCUCGACGACCAGCACGAGUCGUACAUGUUGCAGGAGCAGCAGCCGCGCCGCACCGAUAAGAUCGAUCUUCGUGUCCACGCCUGCCUGUACUUCAUCCGACCUACCGGCCAUACCCUUAAGCCGCUCGACAUUGAGGUCAUGAAGAAGCUGUGCACCCGCGUCAACUUGAUCCCCGUCGUCGCCAAGGCCGAUACGCUGAGCCCCCAAGAUCUUGCCAAGUUCAAGCUGAGGGUACGCCAGGUCAUUGACGCCCAGGGCAUCAAGAUUUACACGCCCCCACUCGAAGACGACGAUGCAGCCGCUAUGCAGCACGCCCAUGGCCUCAUCGACGCUAUGCCCUUCUCUGUCAUUGGCUCCGAGAAGGACGUUCAGACCAAUGACGGCCGCACUGUCAAGGGCCGCCAAUACGCUUGGGGUGUUGCGGAGGUCGAGAACGAGGAGCACUGCGACUUCAAGAAGCUGCGUGCCAUUCUCAUCCGCACCCACAUGCUGGAUCUGAUCCACACGACCGAGGAAAAUCACUACGAGGCCUACCGCGCACAGCAGAUGGAGACUCGCAAAUUUGGCGAGGCACGUCCCAGGAAGCUGGACAACCCCAAGUUCAAGGAGGAGGAGGAGGCGCUGCGCAAGCGCUUUACCGAGCAGGUCAAGGUGGAGGAGCAGAGGUUUAGGCAGUGGGAGCAGAAGCUUAUUGCUGAACGUGAUAGGCUUAACAAGGACCUCGAAGGUAGCCAUGCUGAGAUCAAGAGGCUUGAGACCGAGGUCGAUUCGCUCCAGGGCAGCAUCAACCGCUCGCAUGGCCGCCGCUAAGCACUACACCGAGCGUAAAUCGUGUGAUGCGUAUGGUUACGGUCCGCUAGUAGCGAGGAGUUAACAUUCUUCCUUCAAAGAUUCCCCUUCUUUUCAACUUUCCGUAUGUUUGUAAUGCCGCUUCGCGAGGUCUGUGGUUGUGGGUACUGUGAGCUUGGGUUGGACAGGAUACUAUAGCUUAUAGUUCUGUUACUUGGUAGAUUAAUCUAGUUUGAUCGCGGCUGGUCGCAAAGUCUUCGUCUAGCACAACGUUAUGCUAUGCCGUGAUCCCCCAGAAGCAUCAAGCUCUGCGCCAAAUAUAACACCUGAACUCCAAAAACAUGCAAACUGGGAAAGAUAUUAGCAAGGCCCCAUGCUAGACCUUCAGCCCCCCAAACACGCGGUCUAACUCUUCACCCUGCUGAUCCUCCUUCCUCUCCACCGGUGGUCUUGUAUCCAUCAGGUCUGGCUGUGAUUGCGCUGCAGCUCCCGCCUCCUCCGUAUUAUCCGGCCG